UUCCUUCGUUAGCAGUUGCAUCCACCGAGAUCGCUCGGCUGUGUUCAUCCGGCGAGAUAAUCCAUGGCUCGGUGGUGCUAGGGUUUAGGGCUUCCUCGCCCAAUUCCAUCCGCCCCUCGGAGCCGCACACACGCGGAGCAGGAUCGAUCGGUUCGGAUGGAGGGCGGGGACGCGGAGGCGGCCCAGCGGGACGCGAUCACCGCGAGGAUGCGGAGCCAGGACUACGCCGGCGCGAGGGCGCUGCUACUGCAGACGCUGCAGACCAACCCCAGGCUGGAGGGCGCACUGGAGAUGCUCCCCGUCCUCGAGGUCCUCUGCGCCGCCGGGGAGACGCUCGCCGGCCGCGGCCGUGGUGUGGACUGGUACAGGGUCCUCCAGGUCCUGCCCGGCGACGAUGCUGCCAGGAUCGAGGCGCGGUACAGGAGCAUUGUGGCUCAGUUGGAGCCGAUCGGGGCCGACCUGCCCGGUGCUGAAUUGGCUCUCAGGCUUGUCAGGGAGGCGUACGCGGUGCUGUCUGAUCCGGAGAAGAGAGAGGGGCUCGAUUCCAGGGACAUUUUUGCUCGGUUUGUUCGUUCUGGUGUUGUUGUCGCACCAACUCCUGAUAGUACAAUGGUCCAUUCUGACAAGCUAAACAGUCUUCACACAAAGGAUACUAGGACAGCGGAUUUUACAAGCAAUGCAGUCUCACAUGUUCAGCGCACCACCGACAAGUCAUGUUUUGAAGAGAGGAAUUCCCAUCUUUCAAAUGUGGCUAGUUCUUCCAGAACUAAGAGGGUGGAUCCUUGCUUAGGUGAUGAUGGUGACUUGCAGUCACCUGACGAUGGCCAUAUUGACAAGAAGCAAAAGAGUGUCUGUGAAGAUGAUCUUUAUUGCGCGUUGCCCUCACAGGAAGAUUUGGGUGUCCGCUUUGAUGAUCCGUCAGAUGCCAAGGAAGAUGAACACUGCUCUAGAAAACAGUAUGAAUACCAUAACUUCGAAGAAGACAGGGCGAUAGAGAAUUUUUCUACUGGCCAGGUUUGGGCAGCAUAUGACUGGGAGAGGUUUCCUCGCAGAUAUGCACUGAUAGUUAAAGUAUUGAUGGAUAAGAUGCAGUUAUAUGUCUCAUGGUUUGAGCCCUGCCUGCAAUCUCAUGAAGAGAAGAAAUGGUCGCGUGCAGGCUUGCCGUUGGUUUGUGGAACUUUUGCCACAGAAGAACGUCGAAUCUCUUUAACUUGUCCAACUAUUUUCUGCCAUCAAAUUUCCAGUGAUAAUCUGAAUCAACAUCUUGAAGUAUAUCCCCAGGAAGGUGAGGUAUGGGCCAUAUACAGUGACUGGGAUAUUGAGUGGUACACUGAUCCUGGGAUGUGGAAGAAGAGCGCCUUCUAUAUUGUUGAAAUUCUUACUAGUUAUUCAAAAGAAUCAGGUUGCACCGUUGCACACUUGGUAAAGGUAGAUGGACAUGGAAGCAUUUUCCAAAGGCAUUUGAAGAGUGGAACAGAGCGUCUACUGCAAAUACACAGCGACAAUCUGCUCAUGUUUUCUCACAUGAUCCCUUCUUUCAGAUUUACUCCUGAGGUUGGAAUUAUGUUCGAGCUUGAACAUUCUGCAGUUCCGGAAAACCUGCGCCAAGAAACUGCAUUGGCAUGUAUUUCUCCUUUGUUGCUUUCCGGUUUACAUGAUGACACAAACAGCUUUCAUGAAGCUGCUGUUGCACAAUCCUCAAAUCCUUCAACAAGCAAAAUGGAUUCAGGUGCUCCAUUGCAAGCCAUGAUGAGCUGCGAUAACAAGUUGUCACCCAAGAAUUUUCUGGAGGGCCAGAUAUGGGCUGUAUUUGAUUCUCGAGAUCGAAUGCCUAGGUCUUAUGUCAGAAUAAUCCGUGUGGUUUCAUCAACUUCAGUUUUUGUGUUGAAGUUGGAGCCUCACCCUAUGCUUAAUGAAGAGAUACGGUGGGUUGAAGAUAGUCUACCCGUUGCUUCUGGGGUAUUUCGGGCUGGUACUGAAACCACUUACAAGGAUGUCUGGGAAUUCUCUCACCCUGUAGAGUGUGAUUGGAGUGCAAAGAGAUCUUUCUACCGUAUUUUCCCAAAGAAAGGGGAAAUAUGGGCAAUGUACAAAAAUUGGAAGAUCACCUUGAAUAGCACUGAUAUUGACAAAUGUGAACCUCGCAUGGUUGAGAUCCUCUCAGACUACUCUGAUGAAAAUGGAGUCAAUGUUUGCAGCUUGGUUCGGGUAAAAGGUUGCUUAACCUUUUUUCAUAGGGUAGUAAUGGAAGAUUUCCAUUUGACAAGGUGGAUUCCAAGGUCUGAAAUGCUCAGCUUUUCCCAUCGUGUUCCUGCUUUCAUUGUUGUUGAAAUCAAAGAUCUUGCUAUACCAAAAGGGUCCUGGCAUUUGGAACCAAGUGCCCUUCCUACAAGGAUCAUACACUAACGCAUGUAUAGUAGCAGAUGUAGUCAAUAGCCCAAUUGUAAUGACUCCACCCGUCUUUAUCACCCCAUUUUAAGUACUUUUCCUACCUCGGUUAAUGAUCUUCCAUUCAUUGUCUUUUGUGAAGAGAUUUGUUUGAUCA
Molecule: messenger RNA, 2545 nt
Organism: Setaria italica (foxtail millet)
Lineage: Eukaryota; Viridiplantae; Streptophyta; Magnoliopsida; Poales; Poaceae
Exons: 2
Coding region: 157-2406 (749 amino acids)
Source: RefSeq, a predicted model, not a curated record